Messenger RNA from Fraxinus pennsylvanica, 552 nucleotides. The record is from the annotation of a GenBank genome assembly. NCBI's taxonomy places the organism in Eukaryota, Viridiplantae, Streptophyta, Magnoliopsida, Lamiales, Oleaceae.
AUGGUUACUGAUGGGAGUAAACCUCAAGCAUCAGUUGCUCCGCCACACAAACUUGCUGUGCUGAAAUUCGCUGAGUCUAGAGCUUCUGAGCUCGAGAGUCUUCACUCUGUAGUUGCAAAUCGUUUGAAUAAUGAUUUCCGCUGUCAAAGGAACAAGCGUCGGAGAACUACUGGGCAUGACGAUCGUGUUGGGAGAAAUAGGUUUAGAAAGAAGCAGAGAGUUGGAAUAAAAGAUACGAAUAAAAGUGAUUCUUCCAAGAAAGAUGAGAAGAAGGUUUCUCGUCGACUCCGAAGGAGGGUAGAACUCAGCAAGAACCCUGAGAGUGGGUUUUGUACUUCAGGGGAUGGGAUGAAGAGACUGAGAACGCAUGUAUGGCAUGCGAAGCGGUUCAAGAUGAUAAAACUCUGGGGAUUCCACAUUCCCCUUGGUCUGCAUGGCAGAGGAAGAGGCUCAAGGGCUCUCUUAAAGAAAUUAAAAUGUGGAGUGCUUGUGCAUGAUAUGAGCUAUUGCGGAGCUGUCCAGUUGGAAGGUCCAGAGGCAGGCAUCAACUAG